UGACGAUAAAACUGCUCCGGUGCAUUAUCCUCUCUAUGUAAAACCCUCAGCCCUACUCGGAGACGAGGCAGUGCACCAUCGUUCGUGAUCGCAGUCGCCCAUCAAUCAACCGUUGUUGCCGCUGAAGAAGACAUUCAGCUGGUGAAUUUCGUUAAUUGGUCUGGACCAAGGUCUCCCAAUAUGAUUUUAAAUGGUCACUCCCUAUAUGGGGGGCAGUGGACGAACUACAAGGCAUGUAAGACCAAACCAUUGAAGUCAAUGUCUGAAUGUGUUCUGCAUCCAUAUACACUCUCAAUUUCUAGGGUUAGAAGUUCUUUGAGAUCUCAUCAGGCGACAGGAUUUUUCUGUUUGCAAGCAGGAGGCAGUCCAUUUGUUCAUCUGUCAGCCGCAUCAUCUGGUGGAGAUGUAAGCCACUUGACACCAACCAACUUAUCUCCAAAAACAAAACCAAAAGGAAAGCGCUACUCCACCAUAUCUCCAAAAGCAUCAAAGGACACGACACCGUUGAGCUACAAAUUCCCCCCAAUGGAAAAAAAACCAAAAUGGUACUGGAGAUCCUUAGCAUGCCUGCCUUACCUAAUGCCGCUCCAUGAAACAUGGAUGUACGCAGAAACCGCGUAUCACCUUCACCCUUUUCUCGAAGAUUUCGAGUUCCUAACUUACCCUUUUCUGAGCGCCCUCGGGGGCCUACCGAGCUGGUUCUUGAUCGCGUAUUUCAUAAUCGCGUAUCUGGCAAUUGUUAGAAGAAAAGAGUGGCCCCACUUUAUCCGGUUUCAUGUGGUGUCGGGGAUGCUGUUGGAGAUUGCGCUUCAGGUGACCGGAACCAUAUGGCGGUGGUUGCCUACCGCCUGGUAUUGGGGUAAGAUCGGGAUGCAUUUUUGGACCGCAUUCGCGUUUGCUUUCCUGUUUACGGUUUUGGAGUGUGUUCGCUGUGCUCUUGCUGGAAUGUAUGCUGAUGUCCCCUUUGUGUCUGAUGCCGCUUAUAUCCAAAUCCCUUAUGAAUAAGCUAAGCUGCAUGUUGUUGUUUAUUAUUAUUACUCUCCCUCUCUCUUUUUGGUCUUUUUAGGCCGUUAAUCCCGCAGAUUGUGCUAUGUUGCAUUACAUCCAUCCAUACAUCCUUGUAUCUCUUCUUUUAUGUAAUCCUCUUUUUUCA
This is a messenger RNA of Lactuca sativa (garden lettuce), 1153 nucleotides long. The record is from RefSeq and is a predicted model, not a curated record. NCBI's taxonomy places the organism in Eukaryota, Viridiplantae, Streptophyta, Magnoliopsida, Asterales, Asteraceae.